Olea europaea var. sylvestris is the source of this 1557-nucleotide messenger RNA. RefSeq names its product protein IQ-DOMAIN 14-like. Gene Ontology annotation, molecular function: protein binding. Bases 230 to 1399 code for a protein of 389 amino acids. Lineage: Eukaryota; Viridiplantae; Streptophyta; Magnoliopsida; Lamiales; Oleaceae. The record is from RefSeq and is a predicted model, not a curated record. The transcript has 4 exons.
AAAAAAAAUAAAAAAAUCUCAUUAGUUCCCAACUCUCUCUCUCUCUAGUCUUUAAAAGCUCGAGGAGAAAAGGCUAUGGCAAAAAACUUUUAUUGGCUUUGCUGUGUAAAGAAGAAAAAGAGAAACGUUAAAAUAGUUGAAAGUUUUUGAAGGAAAAAUGAUUUCUUGAAAGUGGAGAAUUUGAGAAGAAGAUUGUUGCAGAAAUUUUGUGUUCUGAAUUCAACAAAAAAUGGGAAAAGCUACAAGGUGGUUGAAGGGCUUGCUGGGGAUGAAGAAAGACAAGGAAAAUUUGGAGAAUAAUUCAAAUUAUAGUGAAAAGAAAGAGAAGAGAAGGUGGAGCUUUGUUAAGUCCGGUAAGGAUUCCGGCGGUUUGACUCAGAUUCAGUUGACUGACGGGGCAUGGAUGAGAUCUUACAUUGAUGAGACAGAGAAGGAGCGGAACAAACAUGCCAUUGCGGUGGCUGCUGCCACGGCGGCUGUAGCUGACGCUGCUGUUGCUGCAGCUCAGGCAGCGGUGGCUGUUGUGAGGCUCACCAACCACGGCAGAGGAGGUUUGUUCCAUGGUGGCAGAGAAAGGUGGGCCGCCAUCAAGAUUCAGGCAGUUUUUAAAGGCUUUUUGGCCCGAAAAGCUCUACGAGCUCUACGAGGACUCGUAAAAUUACAGGCUCUCGUUAGAGGCUUCCUUGUACGAAAGCGUGCUGCUGCGACAUUAUACAGAAUGGAAGCCCUCAUUCGAGCACAGACUGCUGCUCGGUACCAAAGGAAUCGUCGUUCAAUAAGUAACGAUUACAGACUCCAACCAGAAAUACGCGCUAGGAACUCCAUUGAAACUAAGAGCGAGUUCCAUAGCAAGAGAAUAUCAGCUUCUUAUGACCUUUCCCAUAAUGCAUUUGAUGAGAACUCGAAAAUAGUUGACGUCGACCCUCACAAUCCCGGAUCAAGAUCAAGGUCUCGCAGAAUGAAUUCUUGCGUUUCACGGUGCUGCGAUGACCAAUACUAUCAAGGACUUCCAUCUCCUCUUCGAGUUCGAUUAUCAAUUCCCGAUCAUCGUAGCUGCCAUCAAGAUUUUGACUGGAGCUUCCUGGCUGAAGAUUACAAGUUUUCGACGGCACAGAGCACUCCUAGAUUCGUGACUUGUGGACGGGCAAGUGGUCCGGUUACACCAACCAAGAGUGUAUGUGGGGACGGCUUCUUCAAGCAAUACUCCAACUGUCCCAACUAUAUGUCGAACACUCGUUCAUUCAGGGCAAAGUUAAGGUCUCUAAGCGCCCCAAAACAAAGACAGGACUCCGACCCUAAGAAGCGGCUUUCGCUGAAUGAAAUAAUGUCUUCGAGGACUAGCUUUAGUGGUGUUAGAAUGCAGAGGGCAAGUUCUCAAGUUCAACAAGAUUUUGAUUAAUUUCUAAGAAAUUAGCUUGUUUUGAGUAAAAUAGCUUCUCUAUGCUUUGCUUUUCUAAUGGCUCUCUUGAAAUCUGAUAGAGUAGAACAGAGUUGCUGUUGUAAAUUCCUUCACAGAGUUGUUUUCAUCAAUGAAAUCAAAGCAUUUUUUUUUCCUCA